This is a messenger RNA of Talaromyces atroroseus, 939 nucleotides long. RefSeq lists its product as hypothetical. The record is from RefSeq and is a predicted model, not a curated record. Lineage: Eukaryota; Fungi; Ascomycota; Eurotiomycetes; Eurotiales; Trichocomaceae. Bases 1 to 939 code for a protein of 312 amino acids. Gene Ontology annotation, molecular function: oxidoreductase activity. The transcript is spliced from 5 exons.
AUGCAAGGUUACGUGCAUACAGGUCCUAUUGAUUGCAACAUCUCAGUUGAUGCAAGUAAUCUAAAGGGGAAGACUGCAAUUGUAACCGGAGGUGCCAACGGCAUUGGAGAAGCUUACGUUCGGGCUCUUGUGGCAGUUGGGGUUCAUGUCUGCGUAGCAGACCUAGAUGUGGAAAAAGGAAAGAUAUUAGAACAAGAACUGCAAAGGUAUGGCGAGCUCAGUGUCAAAUUUGUUCAGUGCAACACAACCAAAUGGGAAGACCAGGUCCGACUAUUCCAUGAAGCAGCACUAUUUUCCGAAACAGGGAAAAUUUCAUAUGUUAUCGCCAAUGCUGGUAUUUACCGUCAGGAUGAAGUCUACUCGUAUUCCGGAGAUAACGAAGAGCCGCAAAAGCCUGAUUUGAGUAUAAUCGACGUAAAUGUCUACGGAAGCCUGUAUACGGCGAAAUUAGCGUCACAUUAUUUCAUCAAACAGAACGGACAGAAACCGUCGUCUGACCAAGAGGAUACAUGUCUUGUUUUGAUAGGAUCCGGGGCAGCAUUCCUUGACUGCCCUCGGAGUCCUCAGUAUUCUGCGAGUAAAUGGGCAAUGCGAGGCAUCAUGCACUCAUUGAGAAGGACAGCCUUUUAUUAUGGAAGUCGUGUUAAUGUCAUUUCUCCAUGGUACGUGAAAACAAAUAUUCUAUCCGAGGCAGAUUUUGCCCAUGUCAGCAGUGUUGGUGUUCAGUUCGCCCAGCCAGAGGAAGCAGGCCAAUGUCUACUGCGGAUCCUUAGCGACAAAAGCAUCAAUGGGCACUCAAUCUUCGUGUCUGGUCGGAAAUGGGCUUCUCAAGGAUAUGUGGACUUGGAUCUGGACGAUUACCCAGGGAGUGCACUCAUUCAGGAGAUUCAAGAGGACCAACUGAAAUCCGCGCCGGUUUCUAAGGGAUUGUUCAUUUAG